Molecule: messenger RNA, 1077 nt
Organism: Aspergillus campestris IBT 28561
Lineage: Eukaryota; Fungi; Ascomycota; Eurotiomycetes; Eurotiales; Aspergillaceae
Product: elongation of very long chain fatty acids protein
Exons: 2
Coding region: 1-1077 (358 amino acids)
Biological process (GO): fatty acid elongation, polyunsaturated fatty acid; sphingolipid biosynthetic process; fatty acid elongation, monounsaturated fatty acid
Cellular component (GO): endoplasmic reticulum membrane
Molecular function (GO): fatty acid elongase activity
Source: RefSeq, a predicted model, not a curated record
AUGUCGUCCCAUCUGCCAACCGUCUACUUCCGCCGGGCCUCGUUCUCGGAGCUCUUUCGCCAAGGUGACCUGCUAUAUCCCCCUUGUCCCCGGAUACGGUUCGGGUGGAUCGAUUCGACAUGGGUCCCGACGUCGCUCUUCCAGGCGACGAUAGACGCGAAGCUCCCCAUCGUCAUCAUCGCCGCGUACGCGGCGGCCACGAUUUUUCUUAAUCGCCGCAAUCAGGCACGGCAGGGCCAACCGUGGGCGAUCAGCCGCUCGCGGGGCUUCCGCGGGUUUGUCUACCUCCACAACAUCGUCCUGACGGGGUACUCGCUGUGGGCCUGCAUUAGUAUCUGGACCCUCCUCUGGUCCAGCAGAGUCGACCGGCGGGAUCCUCUGUACGCAUUGCGCACGGCGGAUCGCAUCUGCGGGGGGCACCAUUUCCGGACGGCCAGCGGCCAGUCGGAAGUUGAAGGGCCCUGGACAGCCGCGAUCUAUGUCGCCUGGACGUUCUACCUCUCCAAGGCGUACGAGAUGCUCGACACGAUGAUCAUCCUCGCUAAGGGGAAGCGCGCCUCGGGGCUGCAUGUGUAUCACCAUAUGGGCGUGUUGUUCUGCGGCUGGGCAAGCAUCCGAUACGUCCUGCAAGCGAGCUUCGUCGGUGUUGUGCUCAACUCGACCGUCCACACGCUGGUGUACUCCUAUUACACACUCUCCGCCUUCCGCGUGCGCGUCCCCAGUCCGCUGAAGGCUGGGCUAACGGCCAUCCAGAUCGGCCAGUUUGGGGUCGGGCUCCUCCUCAGCCUGGCCUUCGUCUUCAUCCAGUACGAUGUUCCGCUACCGAUGGACGGGGAGCCGGACCAGGGCUCGCCGCCUACCUCGUCCCCGCGGGUAGCCACCACCACCCGCGGCCGGCUGUCGGGGACGGGAGAGGACGGUCUGGUCCCGCAAUACCGCACCGUCACCUGUCUCAGGAACCGGGGGGAUAUUCUCGUCUUUUGGGGAGGGUUCCUGUACGUUUGCGUCCUGAUGCUCCUCUUUGUGGGGUUCUUCCGGCAGACGUACUUGCAGAGACAGAAGGCGAAGACGCAGUGA